Corylus avellana is the source of this 1109-nucleotide messenger RNA. RefSeq names its product RNA-binding (RRM/RBD/RNP motifs) family protein. Gene Ontology annotation, molecular function: RNA binding. Lineage: Eukaryota; Viridiplantae; Streptophyta; Magnoliopsida; Fagales; Betulaceae. The record is from RefSeq and is a predicted model, not a curated record.
GAUCGCCUCCAUCUCUCCCAUUCAGUCAUUCUCACUCUCUAUCGAUUCCCUUCCAUUUUUGUUGGAAAUUGGAGACGGUUACACGGUUAGCCAACGUCCAGGUCCGCCAUUACAGUCCAGGAUUUCACUUGUCCUCCUACAUGGGGUCUUCAGCAGCCCAAGCUGAAUAUGCUGCAUUUGAAGAGAAGGUGAAACGAACAGUUUAUCUUGACAACCUCUCACCAAAAGUCACUGAAACUGUCUUGAAAAUGGCUCUCAAUCAGUUUGGGACUGUCAAAAGUGUUCAGUUUAUUCCCAACUACAUGGAACCAAGAAACAUCCCUCAGUGUGCAUUGGUGGAGAUGGAGAACUCAAGGCAGGCUGAAGCCGUUGUGUCUGAGAUUUCCCAAUUCCCAUUCAUGAUGUCUGGGAUGCCAAGGCCCGUCAGGGCACGUCCUGCACAAGUGGAGAUGUUUGACGGUCACCCGACAAAGCCUGGUAGAAGGAUACAGUGCCGUUGGUUGGAACCAAGUGAUCCUGAUUUUAAGAUUGCAACAGAAAUUAAGCGACUUACAUGGAAACAUGCUGCUGAAGUUGCAUUCUUACUUAAGCAACAACUACAGGAAGAAGAGAAGCUUGCAAGUCAGCAGCAAGAUAAACUUAAAGGAAAUUAUAAGAAGUAUGAGAUGAUAGAUAGUAUCAUGACUGAUGGAACUGCUCGCCGCCUAGCACGCCGGUAUAACCUGCACAUUAGAGAUGACUGAGAGGUUCUUCAUUAGUAAAAGCAAAAGUAAUUGUACAUGGCUCUGUUUAUGAAUGUGUCAGGGAACUUGGAUGGGAGAUGUGCAAUGAGCUCAAAGGCCUACCCUUUUUGUUUUUUCAACUCCAAUUCGUAGUGAGAGCCGGGGUCAGUGGAUAGUGGUAUAUAAUUCUAAAUCCUAACUUUUGAAAAAGACAUGGAACAUGCUUAUUAGAUCAAUCCCACUAACUUUUUUGGUUAUUAUAUGAGUACCCCUGUCUCAUUUGACUUUUAGACUAGUCGGUAUAGAUGCAUUGUAUUUCCUAUCUCUUGGUUUACCUUGUAAAGUUACUCUAAUACUUCAAAGAUUUUAGUUCUGAAAUUACUCUUA